This is a messenger RNA of Anopheles funestus (African malaria mosquito), 3784 nucleotides long. RefSeq lists its product as uncharacterized. The transcript has 2 exons. The coding region runs from base 1621 to 2856 and encodes 411 amino acids. Lineage: Eukaryota; Metazoa; Arthropoda; Insecta; Diptera; Culicidae. The record is from RefSeq and is a predicted model, not a curated record.
AAAAAAAAGUAUAUUGGAUGGUAGAUUCCGACUCUGGUUCGUUUCGAUUUACCAACCAUCAUGUCAUACCCAUCUUCCCAAUCGGAUUUCUCUCGCUUUGUUUCUAUCUCUCUAUCCAUCACCUCAUCCUUGUUUGGCUUGCUGUUGUUCUGAUCCUUCCCUCUCAUUCUCUUACGCGCUUUUUAGCCGGUUUGAACAACAAGGCCUCCUGCAAUGCAUUCCGCUCUCUGUGUAUAGUUUCGUCCUGCUGCUGCUGCUGCUGCUGAUCAUGCUACUCCGAUGCUGGUGCUGCUGCUGCCGUAUAAUUCUACCAUACCGCCGGAUCCAGUUCCACACAUUAUCCUAUUCUGCGCCAUCAUCCAUCAAUUCUCAAGAAGCUACAAACGAAACGGACACGCAAACACACACACACAUUAGCCCCGUAGUACGGCGCACGUACGUGUAUGUUUCCGUAAAAGGGGUUCAGGUUCUUCGGCGUCGCAUAUCGUUUCCAACAUAUCGGCUACCUCACCAAACACCCAGUGGCCGUGUGUGUGGAGGGUAAAAAACCACAUUCUCUCCGUUGUGUACCUCGGAGUUAUUUUUGAGCAUCACCAACUUAACCAACCAACCAACCAACAAUCUCGGCUGGUAGACUCGUUUUCUUCGCCUUUUACCAUACGGGAAAGAAUAAAGAAGGUUUGAGUUCGACGUUUCCUUUUGCUCUUUACCUUCCUCCUUUAACUAUCUUGCCCGCGCCCGAGACAUGUGAACGCAGCGAGUGACGGGGAGGGGUGGGUUUUGAAGGGUGGUUUAAGGGGGUUGGUCACACGAACACGAACCGGUAUAGCCAGCGCGAGGGUAGGGAAAACUGUGUGAGGUACAUAUUAUGUUGAAAAACCUCAACCAUACCUAAACGACAAUCGACAAUACGAGCAACGCCAUUUCGGAGGGUAUUAGAAAGGGAUGGCACAUCAUGCCGAGCUAGCAAAAGCAAGUAGAGCAGUGUUAAGACCCAAACGGUCUGGUGGUGUGUCUCUGCCACAGUGCGUCUCUCCGGCUGGUAACGUUAAAGUAAUCUUUCUAUUCUACGUACUUGAAAAGAACUCAAUUCAAAUCGUUCGCGCUCGUUCGUUCGUUGGUUGUGCUGUUGCGAGGGUUGUUUGUCAUUCCGGAGGCAGCAGCAUCAGCAGCGGCAGCAAUAGUAGUAGUUAAACCCGCAUCGUACCAUUUGUCAGUUUUGAAGUUCUACUCGGUCCGUCAACAGUUAGCGUUGGUUGAGCAUCAUCAUAUCAUCUUCUCAUACCUUAAGCCGCCGCCGUUCGUCCGAGCACUACACUGCACAACACAACAACGGUUUGUUGCUGACGAAGAACUCACCAAGAUAAUUGAUGUUAAGUGAAAGAUAGCUUGAAUGCACAUAAAAUAGAGGCUGAAUCUAUGAAAUGCGUACCAAAAGCUACCGGAGCUAGAAAAGCACAUUUACUGUAAGGGAAGUGUUUAACGGGUUGCUGUGUAGUAUUAAGAGUGUGUUUUAACCCCGGAAAAGGGGAAAAAACACAAACAAACUGAGAACUUGCACUUUUCUUUGCGUGAAGUGAAAAUUGCAAAGAAACACAUUGCGUCCCCGACGCACACACAAUGUCGGAACAAAGCGAUGAAUCCAAGGAGAUGCUCGGCGAGUACGAUCGGAACCUAUUGGAGCAGUUAGUUGUGAACGAUUGGGGCCUUAGUGCGGCUGCAUACAAAAGAAUGAUUUAUUGCGGUAUAGACGAGGUUAGUUUGGUACUGAUCGAGGACACAGAAAUUAACGAACUGUUCAGCGAUCCUCGACUGCUCGGGCAGAAGAUUCUCUUCAAACAUCGGCUCAGACAGUGGCGUCAGGAUCAGCAAAGUUUCCUUAGCAAUAUUGCCGCUCAUAUUGCGCUACCGAACGGCAAUGGUACUGCCGCCGCUUCCGGCGCUGUACCACGGGUACCGGGGCUGCAUCCAGCACUUAAUGGUGCACCUUCCACGUACAAACGGAAAUAUCCGUUCGAUUCCGACCAUUCAGCGUCACAUUCAGCUCUGCCACCAUCCGACGAUGAUGUCGUGAGCGUCAAAGCGGAUCACGACGGUGCGACAAGCAAUGGGCAUGGAGGGAAACGGCGCAACACGGACAGGGAUUCACCGCUUAUUAUGCCGCCCACAUAUACGGCCGCUUCGCUGUCCCUCAUACAACCGUUGGUCAAGCGCAAGAUUGAACCACCGACGCUGAAAGAACGAACGUCCGGUGCAAUUGGUGAUAUACCGGUGCGCAUCGAUCGCGAGAGUAUGUUGCGGUUGCUGCAAUCGUCACAAUCCGGCCACUGGAUACUGAACAGCUACAAGCACGACGAACCGCUCGAGCGACGGGGCCAAACUAUCAUAACGCAUCUAAUCGUCGAUCAAUUCCUGCACUUUAACAUUCUGUUCAAGCACAGAAUGAUGAGCCAUUACGCGGAUGUGAUAACGCAACUGUUCCCGGCGGAGUUGAAGGAAAUUUACUACGCACCAAGAAACACUGUCAAGCGCAACACGUCCGGGAAGCUGUUCGAUCGGUACACGAACCAACGGUUGCGUCACAAGGAACGACUACCCCGGGUGAAACCAUUCGUUGCAGACGAGUGGACCGAACACAAAACGUUCGCCGAGCUGGCGAUCCUGAAUGAGGCUAUGCAGGGAGUUCGUAGUGCAGCUAGUACGACAAACGGUGAUGAUGCGACUGGCAGUGAAGAUGGCAACAUUAGCAACGACUUUCUGCAGCCCUUGGCAACGAUGUAUGUGGAAGGUGAAGACCAUCCGGUGCCGGUCGAUGGUGGCGGGGCAGUUGAUUAUUCCACGCGAGAGGACGAUUGAUGGGAAUGGAAGCGAUAUAGUGAGGUCAAACAGGAAUACCGUGCCAAAUUGAGAUAUUAGGAACAACCGUUGACAAUUUUGAAAAGAAAUACCAGAUCGCUUAUACACUCGUUAAACGCCUCUUGAGACAUUUUCUGUUAAGGUCGCGAUGUUUUAUUGCUCAAAAGUGCGCAUCAAAACGAUUUUAAGGUUCUUUUUAAUACAAUUUAAUUUUUCAUAAUUGCGGCUUCGUCUGUACUAGAUAGUAAUGCUUUAAAAUUGUGGAGUAAUUUAUUUAAUUGAUGCAUACAAAAAGAAGAUCAUUGUCUGUUCUGAAGAAUACGUAAUGCUUUCCCUUUUUUUAAUCAAUUUAUUUACUGUUUGAGGUUCUAACGUUUGUGAGUAAGAUUUUAAACAUGGCCUUUUUGUCCCUUCGACAGUCAAAUUACAAUUAAGUUAACAAUUAAACCACAGGUAAGUAAAGAUAGAGGAAACAAUCGACUGUCCUACAAAUGAUGAUCACAGACGGCGUGAAAUGAAUGAACCUUCUCGGCGUUUAACGUGCUAAAGGAUUCGAACAAUAAUAAUGAAAAAAAAACAACUCAUAGCUACUAAAAUACAAUCGAAUUAAGCCAUUCUUUUAAAUAAUAUCUUAAUGUAAUAUUGAAUGGUAAGCCAAUUGCUUUAGGCUAAGCGGUAUGCGACUCGGUGGUGUAGGUAGUGGCGGUGCCGGGUUUGCACGACAGGACCAAUACAAAUUGCCAUCCGGACCGUAUCCCUGUACGCAGGACCGACUCCUGCAGCGACUUGAGAUUAUGUAGUGCCACAAAAAAGCAAAAAAGAUACUUUACGCAUCGUAAAGCACAUUCGUGAUUACAGCUGAUUACACGAAAGACGUUAUAAAACCGCUGUAUCAACGUCAAUAAAUAUGAUUCAUCAACAGCUAGAA